GCGUAAGCGCGCCAGUCUGCAACUCGCCACGGCGGCAGUCGUCUACGUUCCUAUUUGCGAGUCGAGAUCCAAACCGCUUUUUCUCAUUUCUUUCACGGUUCUUUAUAAUUUGCCCGCCCUCUCAUCCGACAUCGCGUUACAAACACUUCGACGAUCCCUCUGUGAGCCGCUGUUCGUGUUUUGAUUCCGCGAUUGAAAACCACCAGUGGCACGAGGAGUGUAUGUUUGCCCAGGAGAGACUAUUACGUGAGAUAUCCUGUCGUCGCUCGAUCGUCCGGAACCUGCUCGUGGAAACCUACAGUCUUGAAUCUUGACGUCAAGAGCAACAAGCCAAAAAAAUGUCGAUUGUAAUGCAGUACGUGGACCGGCUCCACGAAAUACUUGACAAACAUGCAGAUCAGAGAACAACAAACUGGUUUAUGAUGAGUUCGCCGUUUCCCACCCUAUUCAUCUGCCUGAGCUACGUGUAUGUGGUUAAAGUCUUAGGCCCGAAGUGGAUGGAGAACAGGAAGCCGUUCCAACUGCAGAACGCCCUAAUAAUGUACAAUCUAUUCCAAAUCAUAUUCUCCGCGUGGCUCUUCUACGAGAGUCUGAUGGGUGGAUGGUGGGGCCAUUAUAGCUUCCGUUGCCAGCCCGUGGAUUAUAGCAACAAUCCGACCGCGAUUAGGAUAGGAAUGUCCGGAUGGCUGACUGGCGACUAUUCUCUAAGGUGCCAACCCGUAGACUACAGCGAUCGACCCCAAGUACUAAGGAUGGUGCACGCUUGUUGGUGGUACUACUUCUCGAAAUUUACGGAGUUCAUGGACACGAUCUUCUUCAUAUUGAGGAAGAAGAAUAAUCACGUGUCGACGUUGCACGUUAUUCAUCACGGUUGCAUGCCAAUGUCAGUGUGGUUCGGCGUUAAAUUCACACCCGGCGGGCACUCGACGUUCUUCGGGCUCCUGAACACGUUCGUUCACAUCGUGAUGUACACGUACUACAUGCUGGCAGCGAUGGGCCCGAAGCUACACCCGUACCUCUGGUGGAAGAAAUACCUUACCGUCUUCCAAAUGAUCCAGUUCAUCGCGGUGAUGAUCCACGCGUUCCAACUUCUGUUCAUCAACUGCAACUACCCGAAGGCGUUCGUCUGGUGGAUCGGCCUGCACGCGACCAUGUUCUUCUUCCUGUUCAACGAGUUCUACCAGCAGAGCUACCAGCAGCAGAAGAAGAGGAGACUGAUCACGAACGGCGUGAAGAAAGACCACGAGCAGAGGAACAGCGAUCACGCAUUGACGAACGGCGUUACGAACGGCGGCGCCGCGGUUACCACCAGCAACUCGGGUAGAAGGGACGCGGCUGAUUAUUACGUGAAAGGCGACAGUCUGGCCGCGUCGGAGUUGAAUCUACGAAAAUCAUAUACAACGGCCGAGUGACCCGACCGUGCCACGUCGUAGUCAUUCAUCAAAUUCAUCUCGUCUUUCACCAUCGAUCCUACGAGUUGCAUCCGGGCUUCGUUUCCUCUUCGCUCUCCCGGUCCUUCGUGACACGGCGGAGGGAACAUUGAGUACAAAAUUACCUCGUGCCGCGUAGACCACGCGCGUAUUCAUAGAAGUGGAGUAGAAAGAGAGUGAGAGAGUGAAAGAGAGAGACAGAGAGCGAUGGAACGUACGAAAGUACACCCGGAUAUAUCGCGACUCAAUGUCACGGAUCCUGACAUCGCGGUUUAGGUAUUCAUCAUACACUCUGGCUCGCUGUACGUACACCUGCCAGACGAGCUGGGCUCCUGCUAAUUUCGAAGGAGUCGAGCUUUUCAUUUGAACAACGAAGACUAGAUAUUCGGCAACUGCCUCAGAGUGCGCGGGCUAUGGUAGGCGAGAAAGCGAGAGAAACAAAGUUUAGCCGCGCCGCGCCGUUGGUCUAAAUUGUAUUCCACACGAACACCAGACCGAUUGCAUCGAUAACGAUCACGGUACGAGUAGGUACAGGUGGAAUUACGUAAAAACUUGAACGUACGGUUCGCAUCGUCGUCGUUACGUUACGCGUUCACGGUGCGACUCGUAGACGUAUUACGAUACUCGCCGGUAAUCGAGGAAUAAUCGUUUUUUAUCGACCAUGGUGAAAUUUGCGGAGUUUCCGCAAACCGCGGAUAAAAAGGACUCUCACCUCUGUGAAA
Ceratina calcarata is the source of this 2152-nucleotide messenger RNA. RefSeq names its product elongation of very long chain fatty acids protein AAEL008004. Gene Ontology annotation, biological process: sphingolipid biosynthetic process; very long-chain fatty acid biosynthetic process; fatty acid elongation, monounsaturated fatty acid. Bases 339 to 1412 code for a protein of 357 amino acids. The transcript is spliced from 8 exons. Gene Ontology annotation, molecular function: fatty acid elongase activity. The record is from RefSeq and is a predicted model, not a curated record. Lineage: Eukaryota; Metazoa; Arthropoda; Insecta; Hymenoptera; Apidae. Gene Ontology annotation, cellular component: endoplasmic reticulum membrane.